UUUAUUUAUGCUGCCCUCUAUAAAUUCUGAAAUAUUAUGUUCAUUGAAAAAUACUCAACUUGCAUGGGUGGGUUCGGUGAAUACAGUGCUUGUUCAAGAGGUACCUACUUGAGUAAUGCGGUGAUAAAGUUAAAAAACAUAUACGAGAAUAGUAUUACUCAUAAGAGUACGAAUAAACUUCGAAAAUUAUAUUCAGUUUUCAACGAACACCAAACUGUACAUAUGCGACCAAUUGAAGUUAACCAAAAAUGAAACAUUUUCAAUUAGCAUGGCUUGUUUUGAACGUAUGCUUAGUAUAUACUUUCAACUUAGAGCCAAGAAUACCUGUUAUUAAAAGAGGAUUAAAUGGCUCUUAUUUCGGUUAUUCCGUAGCCGAACAUCAGGAAAUUUCAGACGAUGGUACAGAGAAACCAAAAAGUUGGAUGUUAAUUGGCGCUCCAUUAGAUCAAAAUAGACAACCAAAAACUAAUAGAUCGGGUGCAUUAUGGCAAUGUCCUUUAACAACAUUUAAAAGAGAUUGUACUCAAGUGAUCACGGAUGGACGAUUAAGUUUUGAAUCUGACAAUUUAGUGCCACCAGGUAAUGAUGAAAUAAAGAAUAACCAAUGGUUAGGAGUAACAGUUCGUAGUCAGGGUUCUGGAGGUAAAGUAAUGGUUUGUGCGCACAGACACAUAGUAAAAACUGCAGACUCUCAAUGGGGUCAAGGGCAAUGUUACAUAUUAACGCAAGAUUUAAAAUAUCAAGAUCUAAAGAAACCUUGCUCUGGAAAACCAACAAAUAAAGCUCAUGAACAAUUUGGGUAUUGUCAAGCUGGAACUAGCGGUGUACUUACUGCAGAAGAUCGUGUUGUUAUUGGUACACCAGGGCCACAUACAUGGAGGGGAACUUUAUAUCUUUUUACGAUUUCAGAUGAAUUUUUAACUAGAGAUAAUACUGUUUACAAUGCACCAAUGCAAGAUUCUUCUCCUGUUAGCAAGUACAGUUAUCUAGGAAUGUCAGUUACUGUGGGGAACUUUUUUGGUAAUGGAUUAGCAUAUGCUGCUGGAGCGCCUCGCUCGAAUGGUACUGGUCAAGUUAUUUUACUUACACGACGAGAUUUUAAACCAGACAUGGAUGUUGCUCUUAUUUUGAAUGGUGAACAAUUUGCUUCAAGUUUUGGAUACGAAAUUACCUCUGCAGAUGUUAAUGGAGACAAAAUUACUGAUCUUAUAGUCGCAGCACCAUUUUAUUUCAAUAAAGCAGAAGGUGGUGCUGUAUAUGUAUAUACAUCAUUACAAAAAAGUUAUAAAGAAAAUGAGAAAAGCAAACCUGUUAAACUUGUUGGUCGUGAAGAAUCAAGGUUUGGAUUUGCAUUGACAAAUCUAGGAGACCUAAAUAAAGAUGGAUAUGAAGACAUUGCUGUUGGAGCUCCUUAUGAAAAGAAGGGAACAGUAUACAUAUAUCUGGGUGCCAAAAAUGGAAUAAUUACAGUGCCAUCACAGGUAAUACAUGCAGAUGACAUGCCAGAACCCUUACAAACAUUUGGUUAUUCAUUGAGUGGCGGCAUUGACAUGGAUCAAAAUGGAUAUUCUGAUUUAUUAGUUGGAGCUUAUGAAAAUGAUGCUGUAGCACUUCUGCGUUCAAAAAAGAUUAUUGAUAUUACUACGUACAUCCGUUAUCUAAAAAAGGAUGGUACAUAUCAAGAGAAAAUAGAACCCAUUGAUCCUAAUAAAUUUGGCUGUCCGGAGGACCCUGAUUCAAAUCACACAUGUUUGUCAUUUGAAGCCUGUUGCAAAACAGAAUCUCUAGUAAAGGAAGAGGACAUGCAAAAUUUAAAAUUAAAUUAUUAUAUUGAAGCUGAGACCUAUACAGGAGUCAAAAAAUUCUCAAGAGUUUGGUUUGGCACUGGUAAUUCUCGUCCACAUUAUAUAAAUCGUACUGUCACUUUGGAUACAGCAAAAUUUGAACAUUGCCAGAAAGAAAUAAUUUAUUUAAAGGAAAAUACACGUGACAUUCAAUCACCUAUUAAAUUCCGUUUGAAUUAUUCUUUGAUACAAGAAGAACCAAUUAUGCCAGCUGAAGGACAACCCCUACCUGAUAUAAAAAAUUAUCCUAUAUUAAACCAACAAGAAGCUGCGCGGGUAUUUGAAGCAACCUUCCAGAAAGAUUGUGGCAAUAACGACAUAUGUGAAAGUGAUUUACAACUAACGGCUCGAUUAAAUUUAUCAGCUUCGUCCGUGAAACCUAACUUCUACGAACUCCUUUUGGGUGAAAGGGAAGAAGUUAUAGUAGACGUAAACGUAUCUAAUGUUGGAGAAUCAGCGUAUGAAGCUCAGUUAUUUAUUGUUCAUUCGCACAGUUUGAAUUACAUUGCCAGUAAUAAAAACAAUGAUUCUGUAAUUUGCAAUUUAUAUAAUACCACACUAGUGGCUUGUUCCAUUGGAAAUCCGUUUAAGAAAGAUAAAAUGGUAAAUAUACAAGUAAGAUUCGAUCCGAAAGAAUUAGAGGAUAACGAAUCGAAAUUGGAAUUUGUGAUAUUUGCAAAUUCUACUUCAAAAGAAAUAAAAGAAAAGGAACAUACUAGAUUGCAAGCAACAGUAGUGAAGCGGGCGGAAUUGUCGAUUAAAGGGAGUACAAAACUUGAAUGGGCUUUUUAUGGCGGACCAAUUGUAGGCGAAUCAGCUAUAAAACAUUUAAAUGAAGUCGGACCAAAAGUUUCACAUAUUUACGAAGUAUUUAAUGAAGGUCCAUGGAGAGUAAGCAGUUUAGAAGUUCGAAUUUCGUGGCCUUAUGAAGUUGCAAACGACAAAGCACAUGGGAAAUGGCUUUUGUAUUUAGAAGAAUUGCCAACUGUACAAGCGUUAGGUGAUGGCGUAUGUAUAUUACCACCAGAACACAUUGCUAAUCCUUUAAAAUUACUGGAUAGUACUAGUUACGAUGAUAGUGAUGUCUUCCAAUCUGUAUUAACUACUCCUUCCACGCUACAUAAUCACUCGAACUAUGUAAGAAUGAAAAGAGAUACAGAAAAAGUCGUUAAUACGCGCACAAUUAUUGAUAAGGAUGGCCAUCGACGUCAAGUAGUUUCAAUGAAUUGCAAAGCAGGAACUGCAAAAUGCUUUGAUAUUACAUGCUUUAUAUAUAAUUUGCAAAGGAAACAAGAAGCGAUCAUAACUGUUAAAGCAAGGUUAUGGAAUUCUACCCUCGCAGAAGAUUAUCCUAAAGUGGAUCAAGUGAAAAUAGGUUCUAAUGCAAAAAUAGUUAUUCCAUUAAAUGUUGAGAUCCAACAAGAAAAUUUGAAAGAUGAUGUUGCGAUUGCUGAAACGAUUGCAUAUCCAGAUAUUCUUGGUCAACAAGAUGUUGAACCUGUGCCCAUUGGGAUAAUCAUAGGAGCCGUAGUAGCAGGUUUGAUCUUGUUUGUCAUACUUACAUUAAUUCUGAGAAAACUUGGAUUCUUUAAAAGACGACGGCCGGACCCCACAUUAUCUGGAAACCUCGAGAAACAUAGGGAAGAUAAUCCAGAAAGUGAAGCGUUAUUUAAACGCUGAAGGUUGAAACAAAUGUUUAUUACGAUUAUAUACUUAAAAACAUUUUUUCAUCAAUUUUCAUUUUUACUUAAGUUACAGUACUUACAAUGAAAAAUAACAAACUGUUAAAACUAAGAAAUACAGAAGUACGCAUUUAAGCAAGUGCACACAAGAAGUUUAAAAUCAAGAUUGUGAUAUAUUGAUAUAUUUAUAAAUAUAUACAUACAUUUAUACAUAUAUAUUUUUAAAAUCAUAUGAAAUCUCUUAAUUGCAUAACUUUUUGAUAUCGAACACAUGUUCAUUAUUUUAGAAUUCAAUAUUUAUAAUCAAUCUGUUAACCAGUUAAUAUUUUAGUCAUCAAUUUUUAUUGUCGGUACAACGGAAGAAUAAUGCAGCUUAUCUUAAAACAAAGAUAAUUUAGUAUGUAACUUAUAUUAAUAUAGGUAUUGUAAUAUAAUUACAUGCUUUACAAGUGUUAGAGAAUGUAAUGGAAUUCAGAUAACAAAUUUUAAUGGUUAACAGGUUACUUUUUAAAUGAACUGCCAUUAUUGAUUAUCAUACAAUAUUUUUGCAUACGUUGACAAAGGUUCAAAUAUAUUAUCAUUAUAAAUACCUUUUGUUAAAGACUGUUGCCGGUACAGCUUUAUAUGCUUUUAUUUUUGCAUUUAUGAAAAAAUAGAAAAUAGUAAAGGAAUACUUCUUGAUAAUAAUACUGCUUAAUUUAUAUAUUCUUAUAAAUGCAUAAAUAUAUUAAACAAAAUAUAGAUUUAAAAUGAAUGUAUUUAAUAUCACCAUAAAUUAAAACAAGUUAGAGCUUAUCUGUGCAUAUUUCACGUUAGAUGUAAAAAAUACAUUAUGCAUUUAAUGAUGAAAUAUAGUAUGGUAACUUUAUUAAAGUAUGAUUAGUAAUGUUCUAUCAAU
This is a messenger RNA of Nomia melanderi (Alkali bee), 4424 nucleotides long. It is a transcript of the gene mew, whose product is annotated as multiple edematous wings. Gene Ontology annotation, biological process: cell-matrix adhesion; integrin-mediated signaling pathway; cell-cell adhesion. The record is from RefSeq and is a predicted model, not a curated record. NCBI's taxonomy places the organism in Eukaryota, Metazoa, Arthropoda, Insecta, Hymenoptera, Halictidae. Gene Ontology annotation, molecular function: integrin binding. Gene Ontology annotation, cellular component: integrin complex; external side of plasma membrane.